UUCAAAGGCUGUGUUCGUGUUAGAUCUUAUAUUGAUUUUUUCGUAAAACUACUUAAAAUUCGCCUAAUGCCGUUUAAUUUUCAACAAUCCGCCGGCAACCAAUAAAAUUAGUGUGUGGUUGAAUUCCCAUACGUGUUUCGGUGUGCAGUUGUGUUAAUUUUCUGGAAAUAACAGUGCCGGUUGGCGAUAUUAGGUGCGAGAAAACCGAAAUAAUGAUCUAAGAACCGCUCACGGUACGGAGAGAACCGCGGAAGAUGAAAAAGUAACAUCCGCCGUGAGAUUGUGAGAGAGCGCGACAGACAGACAGACAGAAGCACGCCCUCGAGUAGAUGGUCGACCAGGAGGCAGCCAUGUCGGCCAUGAAGAAUCCGGUGGCGGGUCCCACGGGAGUCAGCGACUUCUACAACGGCAAGACCGUGUUCAUCACGGGCGGCACCGGGUUCAUGGGUAAGGUGCUGCUGGAGAAGCUGCUCAGGGCCUGUCCCGGCGUGUCCAAGAUCUACCUCCUCAUCAGGCCGCUGAAGGGGCAAGACGCACAAGAGAGGCUGCAGCAGCUUCUGUGUUCUCCGCUAUUCGACCCUCUGCGUAAGGAGCGCCCCGCCGACCUGGCCAAGGUGCAGCCAAUCGAGGGCGACAUCACGCAGCCCGAACUAGCCAUAACCCCCUCCAACAUAGCGCUGCUGACGCGCACCGUCAACGUUGUGUUCCACAGCGCCGCCACCAUAAAAUUCGAUGAAAAACUGAAGCUCUCUGUAACGAUCAACGUGCUGGGCACCCAGAGGCUGGUGGAGCUCUGCAAGAAGAUGAACCACUUGGAGUGUCUGGUGCACGUAUCUACAGCGUACUGCAACUGCGACAGGUCGGAGGUCAAAGAAGUGGUAUAUCCGCCGUCGAUAGGCCCGAAUCAGAUCACCUCGCUCGUAGACGUGCUGGACGAAGACCUCCUAGACUCCCUGACGUCCAAGCUGGUGGGCAAGCGGCCAAACACGUACACGUUCACCAAAUCGCUGGCCGAGUCCUGGCUGAAGGACAACAAGGGCGACCUGCCCGUGGUCAUCGUCAGGCCCAGCAUAGUCUUAAGUAGUAUUAACGGUCCCCUGCCGGGCUGGCUGGACAACUGGAACGGUCCUACAGGAAUCAUAGCCGCCGCGGGGAAGGGCGUUUUCCGGAGCAUGUUGGGCCACCCGGACAAAGUAGCGGACUUGGUGCCCGUCGAUAUGGUCAUAAACCUAAUGAUCGCGGCGGCGUGGCGGGUGGGCACCACGAGAUCCAGGGAGCUGCAAGUAUACAACUGUUGUUCCGGUCAAAGAAAACCCAUCACGUGGAAAAGGUUCGUAGACUUGAGUUUCGUGUAUUUCAGGAAAUAUCCCCUCUCAGAAAUGACGUGGUACCCCGACGGUACGAUUACCAUCUGCAGGCCCUUGAACCUGGUGAAUCAGUACCUGCUCCAUUGGGUGCCGGCUUAUAUCUUAGACUCUUUGGUGUGGUUGAUGGGAGGUAAACCGAUUCUGUUGAGAAUACAGAACAAGCUGAGCAAAGCGGCGGGCUGUCUACAAUAUUUCACUACGCAAGAAUGGAGUUUCGAUGACGAGAACGUCAGGAACCUGGCGUUGACGUUAAGGGAGGCGGACAAGAAAGAAUUCUGUUUCGAUGUGGCCAAAAUAGAUUGGGAGAGGUACAUAGAAAACUACGUCCUAGGUAUUAGAAGGUUUAUCUUCAAAGAAGACCUCUCCUCCAUCCCGAAGGCUAGAAAACAAAUCUCCCGCCUGUACUGGACGUACAGGGUGAUGCAGGUGAUAUCCGUGAUGUGCCUGUGGCACUUCCUCACGCUGCGAUACGCCCCCCUGCGGCAGUUGUGGGUCAACGCCCUACGACUCCUAGUACAUUUAGCAAAGAUGCUGCCAUUUUUAUAAUUGAACUCAAAACUGGCUGGAAGGGGGAGUGUUGCGCUUCUCCUCUCGCGGAGUACGCCACGUUCGAAUACGGAAUGACGCGUUCAAGCCGUCGUUUGCGGGAGACUCGUGUCUGUACCUCGAUUUUCUUUCCCGAAUGUGACGUGGUGUUUCGGUAUGGUGGUCACGCUAGUGCUUCCAAACGUUUAGCUUCCGUUGUUUGACCUUACGCACAAUUUUUUAACGUCCGGUGUGUUCUUUUUAGCUCGCCUUCGGUCGUACAACCGCUUAGACUUAACUUAAUCUUAAAUUAUUAUUAUUAUUGCGGUGAAGCUUCGAUAUGGAUGAAACUUAAAUUUAGUGUCUGUCGUUUUUCGUAGGAGAAGAAUUAAACUAUAUCGAAACAUGGGUUGUUAGUCCUGUAGCCAGGGGGGUCCCAAUUGCCUCCUUCAUUUAGAUGGAGUUAACCAAGUGUGUUUUGUGUA
Messenger RNA from Anoplophora glabripennis (Asian longhorned beetle), 2377 nucleotides. RefSeq names its product putative fatty acyl-CoA reductase CG5065. The record is from RefSeq and is a predicted model, not a curated record. Bases 330 to 1913 code for a protein of 527 amino acids. The transcript has 8 exons. Gene Ontology annotation, molecular function: alcohol-forming very long-chain fatty acyl-CoA reductase (NADP+) activity. Gene Ontology annotation, biological process: long-chain fatty-acyl-CoA metabolic process. Gene Ontology annotation, cellular component: peroxisome. NCBI's taxonomy places the organism in Eukaryota, Metazoa, Arthropoda, Insecta, Coleoptera, Cerambycidae.